Tripterygium wilfordii is the source of this 2811-nucleotide messenger RNA. RefSeq names its product transcription factor bHLH143-like. The record is from RefSeq and is a predicted model, not a curated record. NCBI's taxonomy places the organism in Eukaryota, Viridiplantae, Streptophyta, Magnoliopsida, Celastrales, Celastraceae. Bases 897 to 1979 code for a protein of 360 amino acids. The transcript has 4 exons.
CGUGCAUUUCCACACAUUUCAGCUUUUGCCACACGCUGCUCUCUUCUCCGUCUCUCAAAUCGUCCUUUCCGUGCUCCUUGCGCCCGAUCUGUUGUUUCCAGACUGCAAUUCGAGAUUAAGUUGUUCUCCGGUGGAAUUUGGUCCUCUGCUAGCUUGUUUUCACUGGUACUUGAAUAAGAUUUCGUGGAAGGUACAGCCCGGCCAUCUGUUUGCAGAGGGAAACAGCAUGCGGUGUAUUUCGAGUCUUUAUGUUGAUAUUCUUAGGAAAGGCAUCUCCUUGAACCUCUAUUGCAGAGUUAUCCUGUGAUUCAUUUUUUCAUUCCAAACCCUUGAAUUUCUGACGAGCUUUUCCCCAUCAUUUUCCAUGGGAUCUACUUUUUUCAUUGUUGUUCCUUGCUAUGUCCGCCAGAUCAGCUGAAUAUUAGUCUGACCCAUCUUGUAGAAUAGUUUUCGCCAUUUUUUCAAAUUUGCUUCCUCUCUACACAUCUGUUUUUUCUGUUUCUUCUCCUAGUAGUUGAAUUGAUCUUGCUCUGUCAACGACUUGGGUAUCAGUUUUUCGUUGCCCGCUUGUGAAUUGCGUGGUUUUUGAAGAACAUUGAAGGGCUGCGUAGUAGUUAUGGUGUGCCAAGCAGCAGGUCAAACAAAUUUCCGGGCAUUGAAACACGAAAAUGGGAUUGUAGUUAGAGUUAUAGCAUGCUUUCAACCACUUCAAGAUUGCCAGGCUGAAUAUUUCCGUCAUUUGCUGAAACCUGUUACGUAGUCACGUAGAUACGUUUUGCGCUCUAGUUUUCAAGUUAAGCUGAGAUUGUAGUUUUUUUUCCUUGUUCCUAAAAGAGAGUGAACAAAAAGUUCUUGCGUCACGGACUUUCUGUCUUCUGGUGAUUCAUAUUUGUUGAAUGGGUGAAAAUUGUGGAUCUUGGUUUCCCCAGCAACCAUUUGAUUUGCAAUCACCCCGUUUGAAUUCUUGGAGUACUCCACUUCACUUGCCGCAGAAAACUGCUCCUUCAUUCAUGAAGCCUGACAUGUAUAUGGUUUCUGCUAGCAUGGAUUUGCCAGAGUACUCAUUUCCUAAGUUAUCUGAUUUGCCAGGUGGCCAUACAAUGGAACCUCUUGAUAGGUUUUAUUGCUUGCCCCCUUUCGGACAGGCCUUUAUGCCGGCGAACUUGGUUCUUAAAGAUAAGCUCUCUUCUGUUGCUUCUGAUAAUUGUUGCGAGGCUACCACAGCAAAGGCAGAAUCUGUGUGGGGUCAAAAGAAGUUCCUCGUUGUUGAUCAGUCCGGGGAUCGGACAACUUUGAUCUUCAGUUCUGGAAUUGGAACUCCUGUUCAGUGCCUGACAAAUCCUAAACCAUCUAUUGCUUGUAAUUUGAAUGUGCAAGACCCUGGAACCAAAGAAAAUUCCAAUUUUCACUCUGCAGCAAUUUUGAGAGAUGAAAUUGGUGAAAAAAAUGACAGCGAUACUCUUAGCGAGAUGCAUGAAGACACUGAAGAACUCAAUGCCUUGCUCUACUCGGAUGAUGACAGUGAUACCGAUGAUGAUGAAGUUACCAGUACUGGGCAUUCACCUAGUACUUUGACCAUGCAUGAUAAGCAAGAUUGGUUUGAGGGAAGUUCAGAAGAGGUAGCUAGCUCCAUAGGAUUGACCAAAAAGCGAAGACUUUUUGAUAAAGGGGACAACAAUGUAGCAAUAAUGCUGGACACUGCCAAUUCUGUAAAACCUAAGGAAAUCUUCUCUGAGUAUGAGGAUGAUGCGCAAUCUAGUUGUGCCAAUGUCCAAAAUUGUGGUUCAGAUGAAGGUGCUUUUUUGUCAGGCAACAAGAGGAUGAGAAAGGAGAAAGUAACAGAGACUGUGUUGGACAUUCUUCAAAGCAUUGUUCCUGGUGGGAAGGGCAAGCAUGCAAUUAUGGUUCUUGAUGAGGCUAUUCAGUACCUUGAAGCCUUGAAGCUCAAAGCCAAAGCUCUAGGACUUGAUGCUAUAUGAGUUGCCAACAACUCUUUGGCUUAAGUGAUCUGUUUGUGGUAUAUGUAAUUUUAUUUCUUGCCCUAUUAAUCAUAGUCAAGUAUGGAAAAUAAGUCGGGUGUGGAUUUGCACAAGCAUAGGAGCUUCUGGCAACGGAUGUGAAGAUUGGAAAUUGUCGUGACUAGAGAGAGAGGCAUUGAACUCAUGUAGUUUAUUCAAUGGUUGAGUUGGAAAUCAGCAGCUUUGGGUAGCGAAACUUUUUUCUAACGUCGACAAAGGAGUGAGUGCCCUCCUAUAUUAUAUGUCCACAAUAAAAGGGACUUGAAUCAUCAGGCUUUGUCGUGGGAUUAAGAGAAAGUAGAAAUCAUACCUUGGCAUGAGAAGUUAUGUGAAUGAGAUGACUAGUUAAUCCAGAGGAGGACCCCCCUGACGGAAGAUGAAUGCAUGCCCCCCUUGUGCUCCUUUGUCGUCUUUGGGACCCAACUUUCGUGCACUUUCUACUGCUUUAUGUAUUCGGUCUUGUCGUGUUUUAUCAUCCUUUGCGGGUUCUCCUUUGUGAUGUUGAUAUUAGCACAACUAAAGGUUCUUUCUUCAUCCUGGCAUGCAACUUGCCAAUGGGGCCCUGGGUCUCCGAUGGACGCAACUUCGAGCAUUGUUACUUUGAAGAACUUAAUUGGUUGUUCCUGUGUUUGGUAGUAUGGGCUCCCACCUGAAUUGGUAUUGUAUUCUAUUGUGGAAGAACUUUGUGUUGAUAACUUGGUAUUGUAUUCUACUAUGCAAGAACUUUGUAUUAUGUGUUUGUUUGAGGUUUUGUUGUGAAUUAUAUCUUCUUGUUCUUGUUGGUUUUGUGGAA